Molecule: messenger RNA, 186 nt
Organism: Cetraspora pellucida
Lineage: Eukaryota; Fungi; Glomeromycota; Glomeromycetes; Diversisporales; Gigasporaceae
Source: the annotation of a GenBank genome assembly
AUGGUGGUUUCUCACAAUCAUCAUUGGAUUGACAAAUUCUCGGCUAUCAUAAGAAUCAAUAUUAAAAAGCAUAGCAGUAAUAGUAUAAACGUGUAUAAACGUAUUAUAGAUCAAACAGGAUAUAUUGAAUAUCAGGUUUUUGGUCCGGAUGAACCAAAUCCAGCUAGAUUCAACGUUAAUCAGUGA